Molecule: messenger RNA, 912 nt
Organism: Penicillium robsamsonii
Lineage: Eukaryota; Fungi; Ascomycota; Eurotiomycetes; Eurotiales; Aspergillaceae
Product: ankyrin repeat domain-containing protein
Exons: 1
Coding region: 1-912 (303 amino acids)
Cellular component (GO): cytoplasm
Molecular function (GO): protein binding
Source: RefSeq, a predicted model, not a curated record
AUGACUGCCCUCCACGUUGCUGCGAGACGGGGAGAUGAGGGGAUCGUGCGUCAGCUGCUGCGCAAAGGGUGGGACCCGAAUAACUCAGGGGCGUAUGGAAACACAACUCCAUUGCUCGAGGCCGCAAAUAACCACCAUGAAGGGGCCUUUAACAUCUUGCUUGAGAACGGGGCAAUGGUUGGCAGGUGGGAGGGGCGACAUAUUACCCAAAUGAUCGGUUGGAACCCCAAAGCCCUAGAUUUGAUUCUGCCGCAUCUACCGGUUGAGUACCUUGAUAUGAGAUUGAGGGCUUAUGAUCCUGGUGUCUUCGACAAUGCGGCAUCAUGUGGGAGUGCGGCGGUUCUAGAUUCGCUUCUUGGAUACGCUGUUAAGCAUGGCAAUAUCGGUAAAGUUCCGUACGAGGGGGUAUUCUCUGUGGGCUGUGACAGGGCGGAUGACGAGGAGAUAGUGUAUGUCCUUAUCAAGUACUGCCCAUGGAAUGAUGCCACGCGAGAAUCUGAGAUCUGUGCCCUUAUAUGGAAAAAGGCAGAACACGGACACCUUGAUUCUGUGCUGGCGUUAGUGGCGUGGCACUAUGAGAUCAGUCGGGACCCCUGCCUACUUAGCACUGGCCUUAUGGGCGCGAUAUGGAAGGGUCAAACUCAGACGGUGGAGGGACUGAUUAAGAGCGGGGCGGAUGUAAACACCGAACUGGCAAGAGUUAUUCCUUGGGUCAGACUAGAGACCUCGUCUUUGAUCCCACUCCAUGUUGCCGCACGACAUGGCCGCACGGAGAUCUGCAAGAUCCUCUUUAACAGUGGUGCAGAUUUAAGUGCCCGGGACGGCCUUGGUAAUACCGCGCCUCAUGAAGCAGCCGCCAGCGGCUCUGUUAAGACCGUAAGGCUGCUGGUGGAGAACGGGGCAGGCGUCUAG